Messenger RNA from Sus scrofa (pig), 1965 nucleotides. The record is from RefSeq and is a predicted model, not a curated record. NCBI's taxonomy places the organism in Eukaryota, Metazoa, Chordata, Mammalia, Artiodactyla, Suidae.
AUGGAGGUCUAUGACCCGGAUGUGGGAGUGAACUCUCUGCAGGGCUUCAAGCUCAGCGAGAAUAGUCACUUCUCAGUGGACAUGCCAAAGCAAGCUGAUGGGCCCAAAUACCCGGAACUGGUGCUGGAGCGGGCCCUGGAUCGGGAGGGAGAGGCCAUUCACCAGCUGGUCCUUACUGCCAUGGAUGGUGGUGACCCUGUCCGCACAGGCAUGGCUCGAAUUCUGGUAACUGUCCUAGAUGCAAAUGACAAUGCUCCGGUGUUCACUCAGCCCGUGUACCGUGUGAGUGUUCCUGAAGAUCUGCCAGUAGGUACCCCAGUGUUGUCGGUCAAUGCCACGGACCAGGAUGAAGGACUCCAUUCGGAAGUCACAUACUCUUUCGUGAGGAUAACAGACAAGAUCUCAAAGACUUUCUGCUUGAAUGUUUUGACCGGAGAAAUAACGACUUCUGCAAAUCUAGACUAUGAGGACUCCAGCUUUUAUGAGCUGGAUGUCGAAGCCCGGGAUCGGCCAGGUCUACAAGAUAGAGCCAAAGUCUUCAUAACUAUCUUGGAUGUGAAUGACAAUGUCCCCGAAGUGGUGGUGACAUCUGGAAGCAGAUCAGUUGCUGAAAGUACACCUCCAGGCACAGUGAUCGCUCUUUUUCAAGUAUAUGAUCGAGACUCUGGACCAAAUGGCCUGGUAACAUGUUCUAUCUCAAGAAGCCUACCAUUUGAACUGGAAAAAUCGGUGGACAAUUAUUAUCGAUUAGUGACCAAUACAGUUCUAGAUCGAGAGCACGUGUCCAUGUAUAACAUCACUGUGACAGCGACAGACGAAGGAAGGCCGCCUCUGUCUACAGAAAUCCUCAUCUCUCUAAACGUGGCAGACAUCAAUGACAACUCACCUGCCUUUCCCCACUCCUCCUACUCCGUCUACAUCCCUGAGAACAACCCCAGGGGUGCCUCCAUCUUUGCAGUGACUGCAUACGACCCUGACAGCCGUGAGAAUGCCCAGGUCACCUACUCCCUGGCUGAAGACACCAUCCAGGGGGUACCUCUGUCUUCCUACAUCUCCAUCAACUCUGACACUGGGGUCCUGUAUGCCUUGCUCUCCUUUGACUAUGAACAGUUUCGUGACCUGCAGUUGAGAGUGAUUGCGAGUGACAGUGGGGACCCACCUCUCAGCAGCAAUGUGUCUCUGAGCAUAUUUGUGCUGGAUCAGAAUGACAACACACCUGAAAUCCUGUACCCCGCCCUCCCCACGGAUGGCUCCACGGGUGUAGAGCUGGCACCCCGCUCCGCAGAGCCUGGCUACCUGGUGACCAAGGUGGUGGCGGUGGACAGAGACUCGGGCCAGAACGCCUGGCUGUCCUACCGCCUGCUCAAGGCCAGCGAGCCCGGGCUCUUCGCGGUGGGGCUGCACACGGGCGAGGUGCGCACAGCGCGGGCCCUGCUGGACAGAGACGCCCUCAAGCAGAGCCUGGUGGUGGCGGUCCAGGACCACGGCCAGCCCCCCCUCUCGGCCACCGUCACGCUCACCGUGGCUGUGGCUGACAGCAUCCCAGAUGUCCUGGCCGACUUGGGCAGCUUAGAGAUCCCACACCACUCUGACACUUCAGGCUUGACAUUGUACCUGGUGGUGGCGGUGGCUGUGGUCUCCUGUGUCUUCCUGGCCUUUGUCAUCGUGUUGCUGGCGCUCAGGCUGAGGCGCUGGCACAAGUCACAUAUGCUCCAGGCCUCAGGAGGCGGACUGGGUGGCAUGCCUGCCUCCCACUUCGUGGGCGUGGACGGGGUGCGGGCUUUCCUGCAGACCUAUUCGCACGAGGUGUCGCUCACCGCGGACUCGCGGGGGAGCCACGUGAUCUUCCCGCAGCCCAACUAUGCGGACACGCUCAUCAGCCAGGAGAGCUGUGGGAAAAGUGAGCCUCUUUUGAUUCAGGAAGAUAUUUGCAAAGAGCAAGACUCCUUUGUUCAGGUGAGGUGA